Messenger RNA from Synchiropus splendidus (mandarinfish), 2122 nucleotides. RefSeq names its product sorbitol dehydrogenase (gene sord). The record is from RefSeq and is a predicted model, not a curated record. Gene Ontology annotation, molecular function: zinc ion binding; L-iditol 2-dehydrogenase (NAD+) activity. Bases 155 to 1219 code for a protein of 354 amino acids. Lineage: Eukaryota; Metazoa; Chordata; Actinopteri; Syngnathiformes; Callionymidae. Gene Ontology annotation, biological process: D-sorbitol catabolic process. The transcript is spliced from 9 exons.
UAAUGGUUUGCUCCAGUCUUUUCUGACCAAUCAGCCGCUUUGUUGUUCUUCCUCGGACAUACUUGACAGCAGGUACUUCCCUGCACUUUGGCACCGAUGGUGGUCAAUGAUUCUCCCCUGAGAUCUCAGUUCUUGAUUCACUGUGAGGUCCGCCAUGGAGCAGGAGAACCUUUCUCUGGUGCUGCACUCUCAGGGAGAUCUCCGCCUGGAGCAUCGCCCGAUCCGGGACCCUGGACCAAAUGAGGUGUUGCUUCAGAUGCACUCUGUGGGCAUCUGUGGCUCAGACGUGCAUUACUGGCAGCACGGCCGCAUCGGAGACUUCGUGGUCAGAAAGCCUCUGGUGUUGGGCCAUGAGGCGGCAGGCAGGGUGGUGAAGUUGGGCUCAUCUGUCACGCACCUGAAAGUGGGUGACAGAGUGGCGAUAGAGCCGGGUGUUCCCCGAGACCUGGAUGAGCAUUGCAAGAACGGUCGCUACAAUCUUUCCCCCAGCAUUUUCUUCUGCGCCACUCCACCUGAUGAUGGGAACCUGUGCAGAUUCUACACGCACAGUGCCAACUUCUGUUACAAGCUUCCUGACAACGUGACGUUCGAGGAGGGGGCUCUGAUCGAGCCUCUCUCUGUGGGCAUCCACGCCUGCCGCCGGGCUGGAGUCACCCUCGGCAGCACCGUGCUCAUCUGCGGUGCAGGUCCCAUUGGGUUGGUGAGUCUGCUCGUGGCCAAAGCAAUGGGAGCAGCAAAGGUUGUCAUCACUGAUUUGUUCCCAGAACGUUUGGCAGUGGCAAAAGAGUUGGGCGCUGACUUCCUGCUGGAGGUGAGACGAGAAGAUGCUCCUCAACAGCUGGCCAAGAGAGUGGAGGAGCUGCUGGGGGCUCCGCCAAACAUCACCAUUGAGUGCAGCGGAGCUGAGAGCUGCAUCCAAACAGCUAUCUAUGCGACCCGUUCAGGAGGAGUGGUGGUCUUAGUGGGUCUGGGCUCAGAGAUGGCUACGGUUCCCCUGAUCAACGCUGCAGUCAGAGAAGUGGACAUCAGAGGAGUGUUCCGCUACUGCAACACCUGGCCAAUGGCGAUCUCCAUGUUGUCGUCAGGGAAAGUCAACGUCAAGCCGCUGGUGACUCACCGAUUCCCCCUGGAGCAGGCGGCUCAGGCCUUCGAGACCACUCGCCAGGGCAUGGGGAUCAAAGUCAUGUUGAAGUGCGACCAGAGUGAUCAGAACCCCUGAGUCUGAUGGGGCGACAACAAGCCUUUGGUGACACUUCAUUGUUUUCGUAGUUGUACAGUAUUGGACUUUUUAAAAGGCUUUUUACUGUAAGCUGAAGAUGCAAGUUAAACAAAUGAAUCCGCUUCCUUCUUGGAAUCUGCAACACACCUCACGGUCCUGUAGAGGGCGCUAGUGACUCAAUCAAGGACGGCAUCAGAUCGAACAGUUCAAACAACACAAUAAAAACAAAGGUGCGUCCGUCUUUGUAAACCCAGAUCACAUCGCACAAAACACUUUUAAUGACCCUGUCAUUGAUGAUUUGGUGCUCAGUCCUCUUCUCCUUGUGUCCACUCAUCGUACAACACGUUCCUGUCUCGUCUCUUAAACCGUCUGGGUCAGGUCUCCCUGUAACUCGAGCUCCAAAAACUCCACGGUCCCUCUGACGUGUCCGUCCACGUCACUCCCGAUGGAAACCUGAGCGUCUUCACUCUGCUUCUCCGCUCUCAUUAUUGUUCCGUACAGCUUCCCGUUCACUUCUUCAGUGUCUCUCACACAGACAGUUCAGGCUACAGUGGACUAUGCUGCGCGGUCAGUAGAACUCCCUGCAGUCACAGCGUGAGAUGAGCAGAUGUCUCCUUCCACACAGCCGUCAGCCAACAGACAAGUGGGCAGAUGUUCCCGGAGGUUGGACGACCUCUUAACAGGAACACACGGUGCAAAUGAUGUACAGUGCAUGCAUUCUGAUAUGGCUUGGUGGUGAUGCAUCUCCACACCUCGCAGUUACAUUUUUCCAUUUUUACACUUCUACAUACACAGUAUAAGUAGCUUCUCAUUGCUAUCAGAAGAUUGCUCUUCAAAUGUGGAGAGAUGUAUGGUGACCAGUGUUCAGCUGUGAUACUGGCCAUGAAACCCAUUCAACACCAC